UAAAAGAAUUGUCAAAAUUUCAGUCAAUCAAACAAACAUGGAUUCUUCUCAGUGUGAGGAAUCAGAAAAAUCUUUGCAUAAUGAGAGUGAUAUGAAGAAAAAUUAUAAUAGUGUUUCUAAAACCAUGUCAGGAUAUAGUAAUAAUAUCGUUCAUAAGCUAUUUAACAGAGAGACCUCAGGCUACACGUCACGUCGCUACAAUGACCGCGGCCGCAGAGUAUUUGAGCGGAUCCCGCCACGGCUGCGGUUCUGCCUUAUGGACAUCGUGCCCAUGUCCUACUUCAGCAACCAUGUGUUCAUGGGCUUCUCGCAGUGUGGCCAGUAUCUGCUCAGCUUCACGUAUAGCAACGGGUCACAAGUUUACUUUAGAGAGAAUGCUAAGUUUACCUUGCACUUCUUAUCCUGGGUACCCGGAAGAGUGGUCCGCUCAGUGCACAGAGUGCCCCUGUUUGGCGGGGAUGCCGUGGACAGUCGACUGACCAUAUCCAUGGCGCAGUGGAAGCACAACCCUGGCGUGCUAGUGAUCUAUGGCUUACCGGAUUCUUGUACUGAAAGAUCUCACCUCAGUGUCAUUGGAGUGCCACGGUUAGGAUGUCGGAAAUGUGCCGCUAUGGCGAAAGAAGAAGAUGGUCAAAAUUGGGGCCAAAAAUGUCUGGAGCACAACUUCGCGAUUCACACAAAGUUCUUCUGUACAUCCGACUCCAGCGUGUACGAGCCUGUCGUACAACUCGCCUACUCCAACCAGAUCAUCAUCUACACAGACUUCAUACACAUCCUAGAAAUAGACUUCGUCAAACCCGACCAAGAUAAACCUAUGGAAAUCGAUGACUGCAAAUCCUCAUCAGAUAAAGACGAGACUAAUUAUAUUUACACCAAUCCAAGCACGCCCGCGUCUGACGUGUCAGCUGUCUUCCAUUCCCCUAAAUACCAGAACACGGUCGUGCAAAAUAUAUUAGAAGAUUUCUCCGAUUUAGACGCAGAGCCUUUUCAAAUGUCGAAACCGGUGCAAUUACCUGAUGUGAUGGGACAAGAGCUUUGUAUUCAAGCGUCUUCAAUAUCGUACAAUUUAGUCGAAGAAUGGGAGGGCCCUUCGCCUUCCAUUAGAACUUUAAUUUCCCCUCCCUUGAGAUCCCCCAGGAGACGACCAGCGGAAAGUAUGUCCAGGUUUAACGAAACACAUAGAAUCAAAGCGGACAAAGCUUACGAAUUCGUAGAAGAAACCGAAACGAAAUGUGAAAAACUUAGUAUCUUCAGAAAACGAAGAUUAGCUGACAAGAAAUAUGAGUUUUCUGAAGAUAAUAAUGAAAAUAUAGUCCCGUUCAGGGUAUUAAGGAGUAAUAGGAAAUACUUUACUGGGUGCACUAGCAAAAUGCGACGACCAAAGUCUCCGCCAGUCGAGGUCCUAAGAGCGCACAACCAGAUAAGUAGACCUCCGUCGCCGACCACUAGUGAAAAAGACCAGGGUCUAUCUUGCUUAGAAUCUGAUGACAAAAGCGAAUCUGAAUACAGAGUCAUGGAAAUGCUUGACGACGGAUCCCUGAAAACGGUAGCGGUACACGAUAACACCUCGAAAACGCUGUCAGAGUGUCCCGUGAACGCGCACGAUCCGUAUUUGGUGCAUUCGGAGAAUUCCAAGUGUAGCAAGUUUUUCACGAGAUAUUUUGUGGAAAGCGACGAUGAAAUUACUUCUAUCGCUACGGAUUCUGAAGACGACUGCAUAUCAGGCUACCACGUGGCGCUGCACUUGCAAGCUCACGGGGCGGGGUACGCGCCGCUGCAGGGCGUGAGCGCGGGCGCGUGGGCGCGGCUCGCGAGCGCGCCGCCGCCGCUCACGCUGCGCGCGCAGCAGCGCAGCCUCGACACCGAGCUGCUGUGUAAUGAGGUUUGCGGGCGACUUUGCAAGCUGAAUGGAAAGAAAUUCAUAUACUGCUUCGACUGGGGUUGCCAUGUCAUAGACGUAUGCCAGAGUAGCGGCUGCUUAUCGGGGCUGUGCGCGAUGUGGUUGUGGGCGAGCGCCGACACGGGCGCGUGCGAGCCGUGCCGCGCCAUCAGCGCCGGCUGCCCCGCGCACCGCCUGCAGUACGCCGCCGAGUGCCUCUUCGUGUGGGAUUUAGUGAGUGGUGUUUAUAGAACUGAAAAAGUAACAAUGACUGAAGACGCAAGUCAAGAAGGCUCCAGAGUGUCGGGGGCGGACCGAGCGCGCGAGCUCGCGAAGAAGCUAGGACCAAUCAACAUGCCCUCCGGCUGUGAAACGAGGCUGCUCACUACUCUUACAGGGCGAUCGUUAAAGCGACUGACGGACGUGGACAACUGCAUCGAGAUAACCAAGAACCACCCGGACAGCUCCGAGUCGGAGUCGGAGCCUGAGGAGGAAGACUCUGACUGAGCGACCGCAGCGCUCCGU
Molecule: messenger RNA, 2404 nt
Organism: Cydia amplana
Lineage: Eukaryota; Metazoa; Arthropoda; Insecta; Lepidoptera; Tortricidae
Exons: 11
Coding region: 38-2386 (782 amino acids)
Biological process (GO): protein ubiquitination
Cellular component (GO): Cul4-RING E3 ubiquitin ligase complex
Source: RefSeq, a predicted model, not a curated record